AACUACUGUACGUAAUAACUACACAACUAUAAAAUAACAAAAGUUCACACAUCUCUCAAACCUCACCAAACACAAAAGAGAUCCACAAACUCUAAAAUCAAAUUUUAGAGUUUAUUCAACAACAAAAAAAAAUGGCUAGUCUCAGAAUCAUCACUUUUGUGUCAUUGAUGGUGUUGUUGAUGAUCAACACAACAGAGGCACAAUCAACAGACAUCCCUUCAUGUGCUACAAACCUAAUCCCAUGUGCUGAUUACCUUAAUUCAACCAAACCACCUAGUUCUUGCUGUGAUCCAAUCAAAAAAACAGUUGAAACUGAACUCACAUGUCUUUGUAACCUCUUCUAUGCUCCUGGUUUGCUUGCAACCUUUAACAUCAAUACUACUCAAGCUCUUGCGUUGAGUCGUAACUGUGGUGUUACCACUGAUCUUACCACUUGCAAACACAAUGGGUCAGCUCCAGCUCCUACUUCCGGCGGGUCCCCACCGGCUACAACAGGUGGUAAUAAAGCAGCUGCAAGCAGAGUCUCAUUCACUGGAUUCUCUUUUAUACUCUUAUUGGCAUCCAUGAUGUUCAAUUAGAAAAGUGGCUCUUUACCCUUCUUAAACCUCUACUUUAUUUAUUUAAUUUUUCUAUGUAAUUUCAUACAUUGAUUGGCUACUGAGCCAUUUCAGAGUGCGUUUACUUUUCCUUCUUCGAUUUUUUUUAGUGAACUCUGAUUCAAUUUGGGUUAAAAAUUCUUAUUUAGUGAAAGUGCGUUAUUCUUGUGUUGAUAAAUCUAUCUGUGGUGUUUUUGAUAGCACCGUUUAUAUAUGAUAUGAUGUGGAUUCUCGUUCU
Messenger RNA from Medicago truncatula (barrel medic), 834 nucleotides. RefSeq names its product non-specific lipid transfer protein GPI-anchored 7. The record is from RefSeq and is a predicted model, not a curated record. Bases 132 to 578 code for a protein of 148 amino acids. NCBI's taxonomy places the organism in Eukaryota, Viridiplantae, Streptophyta, Magnoliopsida, Fabales, Fabaceae. The transcript has 3 exons.